CUUCAUUCAUCACUGCCCUAGAGUCCAAACAAAGAGAGAAAGCCUGGUUAUAUAAUCAUUCACCACUCUGCUCAAAACUAGAAAUUUUUUUAGACAAACAACAAUCUCUUUUUUCAGAAUCCAAAGCUUCCAAUCAUGAACAUGUUUUCGAACAAAGAAAUGCCUUCUCCAUCAUCACUGUUCUCUGCCUAUGCCUCCAUGGCAGCCUCAAUGAUGCUCUUUAGGUCCAUGGCCAAUGAGCUCAUACCUCAUCCAGUUAGGGGCUACCUUGUCUCUAGCCUCCGAUACCUUUUCAAAACUCACUCCCCUAAGCUAACCCUAGUCAUAGAGGAAUCAAACGGCAUAUCUCGCAACCAAGUCUAUGAAGCUGCAGAGAUAUACUUGUGCACAAAAAUCAGUUCCAACACGGAGAGGAUCAGAGUUAGCAAAAGCCCAAAGGGGAAGAGCUUGACGAUUCGACUCGAGAAAGGAGAGAAGCUGGUUGAUUUCUAUGAAGGGAUUGAGCUCAAGUGGAGGUUUAUUUGUGCAGAGUCACAACAGAAAGACCCCAAUGAUCCAUUUUCUCCUCCGAGGUCCGAGAAGCGGUUCUUUGAGCUAACAUUCCACAAGAAGCACAAAGACAGAGUUUUGGAUUGCUAUGUGCCUUAUGUUCUUGAAAGAGCCAACGCCAUGAAAGAUGAAGAGAGGGUUUUGAAGAUGUACACACUAAAUUCCUGCCACCCUUACAAUGGCGUCAAAUGGGAGUCCAUCAAUCUCGAACACCCUGCAACUUUUGAGACGGUGGCCAUGGACCAAGACCUCAAGAAUGCAGUUAUUGAGGAUCUUAACAGAUUUGUGAAGAGGAAGGAGUUUUACAAGAAAGUAGGAAGGGCUUGGAAAAGAGGGUACUUGUUGUAUGGCCCUCCAGGCACUGGCAAAUCAAGCUUGGUUGCAGCCAUGGCUAAUUAUCUCAAGUUUGAUGUCUAUGACUUGCAGCUUGCCAACAUAUUUCGUGACUCGGACCUGAGAAAAUUGCUGCUGGGCACCGCGAACCGGUCGAUUCUUGUGAUUGAAGACAUUGAUUGUAGUGUUGAGCUGCCUGAUCGUCGACAUGGAGAUGGAAGAAAGCAACCUGAUGUUCAGUUGACACUAUCGGGACUGCUAAACUUCAUAGAUGGCUUAUGGUCUAGCUGUGGAGAUGAGAGGAUCAUAAUAUUCACCACUAACCACAAGGAGAGGCUAGACCCUGCUCUUCUGCGCCCGGGCCGCAUGGACAUGCAUAUCCACAUGUCCUACUGCACUUACCAUGGCUUCAAACUCUUGGCCUCAAACUACUUGGGCAUUCAUAACCACCACCACCUCUUCGGAGAAAUCGAAGACUUGAUGAAGGAAACAGAUGUGACUCCGGCACACGUUGCAGAAGAGUUGAUGAAGAGUGAAGAUGUUGAUGUUGCACUCGAAGGACUUGUCAAGCUUUUAAAGAGGAAAAAAUUGGAAGGUGAUGAAUUUGAGGAUGAGGCUGAAAAGAAGAAUGCAGCUCAAGCAGCAAAGAGGCAGAAAACAGGAAAGCAACAAAGGAAACCUGUGAGGAAUAAUAGAAGAAACAGCACCAAGAGAACAAGCAACCGCUUAUCUGCUAAGAAAACCAUUUUGUAUUAGACUAAUCUGCUUUGGAUAAAGAUUGUCUCUGAUCCUAAUACCAAAACACUGAUGCUAGAUUUUGGGGCUUUGUUUCACCACUCUUUAGUUUGCCACAGGGUUGCCUUGCCCUUCUUGGGAAUCUAUGUUGUGAAAUAAAUGAGUAUGGUCAUAUUAACAUUAAUGGCAAAAAGCUUUCUUUCAGCUGUUAAAAA
Prunus persica (peach) is the source of this 1832-nucleotide messenger RNA. Its product is annotated as AAA-ATPase At3g50940. The transcript is spliced from 2 exons. The coding region runs from base 136 to 1638 and encodes 500 amino acids. Gene Ontology annotation, molecular function: ATP binding; ATP hydrolysis activity. The record is from RefSeq and is a predicted model, not a curated record. Lineage: Eukaryota; Viridiplantae; Streptophyta; Magnoliopsida; Rosales; Rosaceae.